UGCCAACACAAAUUGCCACCAAAAGUCGACAUUAGAGUGCUUCUUCAAUGGCAUGUUUUCUCUUCAGUUCUUUCGUGAUCUUCGAGAUAAUUUCAUUUUCAAGGUUAUGAUUAUUUGUACAGCAGUGAUGUAUUCAAGAAGUUGAUAUGUAAUGUAUCUUAUACAGAACACUUGUGAUUAAAAUCAAGAUACUUUUAUAGUUUUAUAUUUGAAUAAUUAUAUCUCCAAAAUGACAUCGACAUUACAAAAUGAUCACGAGCUUAAGCGCUUGUUAACUAGUCCUGGUAAAAAUACCAUAGAAGAUCAUUCUAUGGCACCACCACUUACGACAAAUGUACCAAGGCAAAGUAAUGUACAAAAUAAUCCUCAAUCGACUAUGAACCCAUCGACUCCUGCUCCAUUAAAAAAAGAAGCUCUAGAGCCAGUUUUACAAAAUGUCGUAUCGACGGUAAAUUUAGGAAUAGAGCUGCAUUUAAUGCGUAUCAACGCAAGGACCAGAAAUUCUGAAUACAAUCCAGUACGAUUUACUGGAUUAGUUAUGAGAAUAAGAAAUCCUCGAGCUACUGCCCUGAUAUUCAGAUCAGGAAAAAUCGUUUGCACAGGAGCUAGAUGUGAAGAAGAUUCGUUCUUAGCAAUGAGGAAAUUUGCUCGAAUCAUACAGAAAGUAGGAUUUCCAGUAAAAUUUAUGAAUUUCAAAAUACAAAAUAUUGUUGCUACAUGUGAUUUAAAAUUUCCAAUCAAAUUAGAAAAUUUGAAUCACGCACAUGGACAAUUUUCUUCAUAUGAACCAGAGCUUUACCCUGGUUUGAUAUAUCGAAUGGUACUACCUCGAGUAGUACUGCUCAUAUUUGUCAAUGGAAAAAUAGUAUUAACAGGAUUAUUUUGGUGUCUGUUUACAGGAGCAAAAGAUAGGACUGAACUAAAAGAUGCCUUAACAAAUAUUUAUCCAAUACUGAAAAGUUUCCGUAAACAAUAAGUCUAAUAUUGUAUGUCCACGACUGAUUAUUGUAAUAUUUUGUAAAAAUGUAACAAAUGCAUUUAAGCUAAUUAAAGGGAUAAUGUUUUAAUUUGAAA
Chelonus insularis is the source of this 1074-nucleotide messenger RNA. RefSeq names its product TATA-box-binding protein (gene Trf). The coding region runs from base 230 to 976 and encodes 248 amino acids. The record is from RefSeq and is a predicted model, not a curated record. Gene Ontology annotation, biological process: DNA-templated transcription initiation. Lineage: Eukaryota; Metazoa; Arthropoda; Insecta; Hymenoptera; Braconidae. The transcript has 4 exons. Gene Ontology annotation, molecular function: RNA polymerase II general transcription initiation factor activity; DNA binding.